GGCAGAGGGACAGAAAGAGUGUGUGUGACUCAGAGUAAAGGUAAAAUAAAAAGAUUUGAAAGAACAAAAAUCAUAGUGGCAUGUGCAAAUAAAAUUCAGAUCACUUCUAUUUCUCACCACUGGUAACUUUCUCUAACCCCUUUCCCUCUCCUCCUCUCCCCCUGCCUCCUCUCCUCUUUUCUCAAACCCUGUUUUUAUUUAAACUGUGGCAAGGCUCCCUCUUGCCAUGUUUCCCAAACCAAGAGCUAUUUCCUGAUUUACUCCCUCUUUUAUAUAAUUAUUCCACAAUCUUAUGUUUUCCUUUUUUCCCCUCAGCUUUCUUUUACAGUGCUGCAUGUUUUCAUUUUAAAGCAACAUCAUGGCCUCUUUAGGGCAGAGGUUCUUUUUGUGGCCUGGCAUACAUCCACAGAGGUCAAAGUUCACCAGGGAUUUAGGAGAACAGAGAAAGGAAAAUAUCUGAGGAGAUUUGGGUUUAUUUAGAAAUGUCUGUACAUGUUCUAAAAGAAGUGCAGUAUCCUCAACUCUGACAUCAAACAGAUGUUGGAAUAAUUUGUGUAAAUAUAGUGGGUUGAUGCUAUGUUCUGCUAUCAAUUGUAGAAUUUCUUUUUUUUUUUUUUAAUUAUAUGGUCUGUGGUAGCUUUGUGGUUCAGGUUGUGCAGAGAGUUGAUAUUGAGCCCCUGAAUAAGGUUUAUCAAUAUAUGCUUGGAGUCUGUUCUUUUUCUAUUGGAAGUAGUUUUGAAUAAAAGGGUAUGCCAAGCAGUUAAAUAUAGUUCCUUAUAUCAGAACUUUUUUUUUUUUUUAACCAUGUGCCAUCAAUUUAUAAGGUGGUCAUCUGAAACAAUCUGGAUGUCAGACAACAGCAUAUGCCCCCUUUAUUUUACUCCAUUUUACUUAGUUUCGUACACGUUUUGAUUAUAUUGCCUCAUACACGUUUAUUACAAGGGGCAGUUAUGCCCUAAUGGUUAGAGAUUCGGACUUAUAACCCGAAGGUCGUGGGUUUGCGUCUCAGGUCCGGCAGGGAUUGUAGGUGGGGGGAGUGAAUGACCAGCACUCCCCUCCACCCUCAAUACCACGACUGAGGUGAGACCCUUGAGCAAGACACUGAACCCCCAAACGCUCCCUGGGCACCGCAGUUAAAAAGGCUGCCCACUGCUCUGGAUGUGUGUUUACGAUGUGUGUGUUCACUACUGUGUGUGUGCACUUGGAUGGGUUAAAUGCAAGUAUUCCAAGUAUAGGUCACCAUACUUGGCCUCACUUCACUUAUUAUUAUUUUGUGAUAUCCCUUUGCACCUUAUUCCACACAAGAACUGUGUACAUGUCGGUGCUGCACUGCCCUACACUGUGCAUAUUGUCCUGUUUAGUAAGUGUUGUACUGUCUUGCACUUUGGCACACGUGCACUUUAUGUAGUCCUGUGUAUGUCUUUAUAGUCUUAUUGUUGUUUCGUUUCACUGUGUACCACCAGCUGUAUAUGGUUGAAAUGACAAUAUAGCCACUUGAACUUUUUUUGAACUCCAGGGUCAGGUUUUCUAAAAUACAGGAAAUUGUAUAUAUUGAGGAGAAUUACAACAGCUUUCCCAGUUACAGCCACGACUCACUUCAUCUACUAGACUCCUAAGGCUAUGGAUUCAAUACAAGCGAUUCAUUCAUGCUGUGUGAAGCAGGACACUUAUGUUCAGAAAAGAGGUUUGGGGGCUCCUGAGUGGCACAACAGAAAAACAUUCACCCUAUCAUAAAGAGUUCCAAUUCCAACAGUGCCUUAGCCAUCUGUGAUUGGGAGUCCAAAGGAGCAAAACUGGCCCUGCUCUGUGGGAUGGGAUGUGGAGGGAUGAUGUUACUUUCUUCCCUGUUUUCAUCUGCCCCUGACGUAGCAUGAGUAGCAGUUCAAAAGGAUGCGAUGACUGGCUUCAUGUGAUAGGGUACAGUUAGCUAGUGGGUGGGACUUGUCAAAUGACCAAAAUGGGAGAAAACAAAUUAAAAUAGUGGUUUUUGCCCCAGUCAGCCGUCACAUGUCUGAUUUUCUUUCUGCUAGUCAUUUGGUACAUCAAACAGAAGGCCUUAUUAUGCUCAUAUGCAAAGCAUUUUAUAACCACUUUGAAAACCAGUGGGCUGACUAAGCCACAGUUGAACACAGUAUUUUAUGUGAUACAAUGAAAACAUGUACAUUUUAACUGAAAUAAUUCAACCUCAAAAAGUAUGUUUGUUGUAACCGCCUGUCACAGAUGUUUGUGAACCAGGGCAUAACGUUACGAAUAGUAAAAAACCUCAAAUAAUCCGGCUGCAAGGAUUCAUUUCUAGAUUCAUAAGCUUGAGGAGUUAACAUCAGAAAUAAAGCAUUCCAUAUGUUGAUAUUUGUACCUAUUUUGGUUCUCAAAAUUAAGUAAGGUAUAAUGAUAUACCCUUGAUGGUAAAUAUUUAUACCUUGUUACACAUCCUUUAAAACAAGAUACAAAUUUUAUUGUUAAAAAACAUCAUAAUGAACACACAAGAAAACAAAGUAAUUUGCUAGGAAUAACAUACACAAUAGACAAAUAUUAGCUUAUACCAUUAUAUACCAAAAUUGUAAGUAAGGAAAAGUAAGGAACUGACUGUCAGUGAUCAAUUAUGCAUUUUAAUUUCUAUAUGAUUAUUUUAUUGAAUGACUGCUGUAUAUUUGACGCACUUUCUGUAUUUUUAAAAUAGAAAAUCUUGGUACAUUUACUUUGGGGUGCUUAUUAUUGUAUGUCAAAAUACAUUUUGAUGUUAAGCAGAAGGUUAAGCUUUGGACUGAUGUUACAUUUAAGGGGAUUCAACAAAGUGAAAAAGGUAAUAUACAGUGGAUAUGAAAAGUCUGCACACCCCUGUUAAAAUUGCAGGUUUUUGUAAUGUAAAAAAUGAAACUAAGAUAAAUCAUGUCGCACUUUUUUCACCUUUGAUGUGAUUAUAGCAUCCAACAAAAUUCAAAGAAUUAAAAAACAAAUAAAAACAUUUUAGGGAGAAAAAAGCAAAAAAGCAUAUUUUGCUUGUAAUUUUGCUUGUAGUUUUAUAGUCUCAGUCUUUUUGGGUACGAGUCUACCAACUUAACUUAUGUUGAUUUGGCAAUUUUAUUCCUUUCUUCAAUGCAGAAAUAUAUCAAAUUCUAAGGGAAUCUCAUGUGCAAAGCCCUCUUUAAAUCAUUCCACAGGUUUUUAUAGGAUUUAGAUCUGGGCUCUGACAGGGCCAUUCCAAAAUGUUGAUUUUCUUUUUCUGAAGCCAUUCUUUUGUUGAGUUGGAUUUGUGCUUUGGGUCAUUUCGCUGGAAGGUGAAAUUUUUUUCUUCAUCUCCAGCUGUCUAAUAGAGGCCUGCAGGUUUUGUGCUAAAAUAUAUUGUUAUUUGGAGAUGAAGCAGAAGAGAAUCAGCCCCAUAGCAUGAUGCUUCACCGUGCUUAUGGUAUUCUUUGGGUGAUCAGCUGUCCUGUUUUUGUGCCAAACAUAUCUUUUAGAAUUAUGCCCAAAAGAUUCUACCUUGGACUCAUCAGAGCAUGACACAUUUUGCCACAUGGUUUGGAUUGAUUUAGGUGGGCUUGGAUGUUUCUUCAUGUGAAAGGGCUUCUUUUUUUCCUCUCUUUCUAAACCUAUCCAUUUGUUUUUUCACUUCAGUUUUGUUAGUUGCUAUAUCAUAUUAAUGGUGGAAAAAGAUCACUGGUUGUGAAAUAUAGAGCAUGCCUCUAUGGCAAGUAUGGCAGAUCUGGUGCUAAAAGGACAAAUGUUUAUUUUUGUAUGUGUGUGCGUGUGUGUGUGUGUGUGUGUGUGUGUGUGUGUGUGUGUGUGCGGGGUGGGGGGUUGGUGAGAGGACCAAAUGUCUGACAGUUGCGGCCUUGUGGUGAUAUUUGGCUGGUCCCCAGGAGGGAAACGGCCUAAAACUAAACAAAAACUAAAAGAGCCAAAAUGUUGAGGUUAGGGUUAUAUUUAGUUGUAGGCAUGGCAUUAAUUGUUUACAUUAUUAAUAACAUCAGUGGAAGGUCCUCCCAAGAAUAGUAAGACAGUAUAGUGUAAUUGUAUUUGUCUGUGUAUGUGCCUGUGUGUGUGGACAAUGAUCUGAGUCAUAGGUUAUAUUGCCAAGUUCUGACUGAGAAACGUUUUAUAGAUCCCCGGUUAUUAGCUAUUAGUACUGCUCAUUUCUGUGUGUUAAUUUGAGUCAGCUAUGCCAAACCUCAAACAAAGCCCUCCACAAUAUAGUGAGCUGACAGUGUGCAUUCAGUAUGCUGGCCAUAUAUUCUGUAUAUUAAUUAUUUUCACUGAAUUUCACCACCAAAGGAAUCCUGGUUCUCCUUAAAGCUGGACAGGCUAAGUUUCAAUGUCUACAGUUGUAAAAUGACCUUUGAGAUUGCAUUUUUUUUAAUAAGAAUAAUUUGAGCUACAUUCAUUCAUUACUAAAAGUCCACUUUUCUUGCAGUCUGUCUUUUUUUCAGUUUCAGAGACACAGACUGGGCCUGCCUCACCUUCUGUUUUUGGUGACAAACAGAUCCAUUUUUCGACUAUGCAUUUGAAUUUUCACUGAGAAAGGUGAGCAGGUGAGACAUCUCCGUUUACAUACUGCAACUGAAAUCUAAGCUGUAAUUAAAACAGCACCACCUAGUGGUAAAGUUUAUGACAUGUCAGAGAGAAAAUGGGUAAUUUUAUAAGAAGAAUGUAGGUAAACGUUUUUAAAGGAAACAGGUCAUUUUACUAUUAUAAAGUUUAUUUAUUUAUUUGUUUGUUUGUUUGUUUUGUAUCAGGCAUUUGACUAUCUGGGCUGCUUGACAUUAUCCGUCAUGGUCCGCUAGUGGCUGGUGGGCUGUACAAUGAGUAACACCAUGCUACUCUAUAUGUUUGUGCAUAAGCAAUUUGUCUUGUGUAAUCAUAAUGGACUAGUAACCAUUAUCUCUUUUUUUGCUUGUAAGCCACACAUUAGGCUGAUACUGAUACUGAGGGUGUUGUAUCUCAGCAAGUUCUUUGGUCAGAUGGGCUUAUCCAGUACAACAGCAUUCAAAUACCCUCUAAAAUCUUAACUUAUAAACAAAUCUAGACCACUGCUUACCGCUGAUUUCUGCUCUAACAUCCAGUAAGAAAGACUGUUAACAUGUGAUGUAGAUAUGCAAUAAUUCACUGAAUUCCUGUGCUGCAUUACACCCAUGUUCUUUAGUCUGUCUGCUCCUGUGUAACAGGUACAAGUACCAAAAUUCAGAGUGAGACACCUCCGCUGUGUUAAGCCUUUAAACUUGUCUCUUCUGAAAAGCAAGCAGGGCCUGAAAUAUGAGAAGCGAAAGAAAGUGGUGUCUCUUCUCUCUAUUUGGGACAUAAAAUCGCUCAGAUAUUCUCAAUCAUAAAGUAAAGCCUGUAAGAUAGCAAUUAAGAGAAACACUGAGGGAUGUGUGUGUGUGUGGGCAUGUUUUUAUAUCUUGGUGGAGAACAAAUGUCUCCACAAGAAUAGGCAUAUCUGCUUUUUUUUUUAUUUAUUUAUUUAAUUUUCUUUUAGUUACUGAGGUUAGGUGCAGACACAGCAAUAAUUAGCUGCAUUAAUAAUUAUGUCAGUGGAGGGUCCUCACAAUGAUAGUAAGACAAACUUUGUGUGUGUGUGUGUGUGUGUGUGUGUGUGUGUGUGUGUGUGUGCGCGCAUGCAUGUGCGCGUGUGUGUAUUGUUGGCAGGUGAGCUUGGCAGGGUGGAUUUGCAGAGCUGUUGUCUGGAUGCUUGUGCGGUCCAGACGGUGGUGGUGUCUUCUUUCCUGCAGGGCCCCUGCGCCGCCUGUGUUAUGCAUUUACACAUGCAUUUACACAUGCAUGUACUGUAACAGCCCACAUACACACAUGCUUCACACAACUGCACAUCCUCAUUAAUUUAUACAUACAGAUUUUCUCCUCACUUAUACAUCAUUUUAUACUUUAUAAGGCUCAUAUUAGUACUAGUAGAAAGGAUAUUAGUGGGACAUUACCCAUAGCUGUGGGUUGGUGACGCUGUUUGCAUCAUGAAUACCAAGGAUGUGAAUGUAAAAGUAUUCUUUUUUUAUUAUCCACUGAAACCUGUAGCAAGAGGAUGCCCUUUUGAAAGUACAUAAUCCUUAAAGAAAACUUUGUGUAUCUGUCUAUCUCCUUAAAGUCUGCACACACAGGUCACCAGUGCAGUAUGGGGCAGGGGGGGAGUUGGGUUACAUUCCUUCCAUCAGGGUUGUGAAGCUGCCAGGCAGGUCACUCCCAGCUCAGUUCCCAACUCAAAACACUUUUUCUCCCUUUCUCUCUCUCUCUCUCUCUCUCUCUCUCUCUCUCUCUCUCUUUCCCUUUCCCUCCCUCCUUCCCUCCUGCAUUAUGUUGUACAACUUCACAUGUGCUGAGUUGGCAGUGAUAGAAAAGAACACAGGAGUGUAAUGUAUGGUUGACUGUGUGACACGUGUGUCUGAGUGUGUGUGUCUGUGUGUGUGUGUGAGAGAGAGAGAGAGAGAGAGAGAGAAAGAAAGAAGGAAAGAGAAAGAGAGAGAGAGUAUGAAUGUGGUUAAAUUUUGGCCCUCACAGGCAGAACCUCCACCCAGUACUGUUUGGGUCUGACUCAGAACUUCUUAGACUAUUGGAAAUUCCCAGAAUUCCUUGGGCAGCCUGGCCACAGUGUUCUGGGGCUCUGCAGAGUUCAGCCAAUCCCCAUGAUUCCCGUCUCUGGUGAAGAGAAUUGCAACCUCAGAUAACUCUACCCAGUCUCUCUCGCUCUCUCCCUCUCUUUCUGACACACAAACACACACACACAGUGGCCCUAUCAUCAACGUGGGAACAGUCUUUGCAGUGGGCACUCCAUUUUGGUCACACUGAAUUAUUUAAAAGCCGUGGGCGAUUUGUCUAAUUCAUCUUGAAAUCCUGCUUAUAUUAUAGACACAUUUGGUAAAUGUUUGGAAUCAUGUUCCAUUUCUGACUUCCUGCCUCCAUUCUUUAACUCAUCCCUCUUUCUCCAUACACAUUGGAAUAAUCUGGGAUUAUAUACAUGAUAAAUAUACAAGAACAAAGUAUGUAGCUUUACACAGGACAUGCUCACAGGAAUUCAUGUGAACAAAAAAAAUCUGUUCAAUCAUGCAGCAAAGUGGGCUUAAUUUCACAUUCCAGCCGGUCUGAAUCAGAAACCCACCAGAUGUACAUGUUAUAAUGAAACUGGACUGCAAAUCAAUGCAAGAAUAUACAACACAGGCAACAACAUAUGACAAACACACAUACACUGUAGCACUUACAUAUAAGAUGACUAUAUAAAACAGUGCAUACCAAAACUAGACACAUGCAGCAUGAACUAGAGCACAUGCAGCUGGAAGAGUGAAAUAUUCUGAAGGUGAAUAAGUAAAUAAGUGAGUAAAACAGUAGUGUGGAAGAGGCCGAUUGGAAGGCAGACGGGCCUACAUGACGGUACUCCUCACAUCCCACUCAGAUGACACACAAGCUGCGUCACUUACAGUUAAACUGUGAACAGAGCCUCUCCAUUGUGUUAGUCACCCACCACUUUAUUCUGGUUUAGUCCCUCGCCAACAAUUUGUUCAUGCAUCACAAAUGUCUAUAGUUAACAGUCUUAUAUUCAUCUCAGUGAUUAUUUAUGGAGUUCAUGCAACUCUGAGAAUAAAGGACCAUUUCACAGUGCAUAUGAGAAGGACACUGGUGAUGUCAAUAGUCUGUUCAUCACAGGCAAAGUAGGGAUAAAUAUAUUAAAUUCAAUUUUCUGCCAUAGAAAUGGAGCUUUGAGAAAGGACACAGACUUCUCACGACAUUCAUAAUUUGCAAAUUCAAUCUGAGGCAAAAUUAUUCUACAAUUAGAUAAUGUGUAUUCCAUGUGUGUGGACCAUGUUUAUCCUCAAUACAGACCAUUGGGUUAUCUAUAAUUUAAACACACACACACAGUGGGGUAUAUUGGUGAAUUCUGCAUAGGAUACGGCUAGUUCAGGGGUUCCCAAACCUUUUUUUUUUUUUUUUUGGUUAAAUGACCCCAUUAUGAAUUGGCCACAAAUGGAUAUCAUGAAGUCCUGACCAUGCUACAUAGAAAAAAAGCAAUAGCCACUUUAAGACGCUAAAACAUAACUCUGCCCAUGUCCCAGAGAACAUCUCCCAAAUAUGACGAUCUCAGAUAGGAAUGUGUGGAAAUGUGAUUUUUUUUUAAAAUUAUUCAAGAAAUGGUCUCCAUAUUUUUGAAAAGUUGUUUUGAGAACCCUUUAAAGACAAUCUUUUUUUUUUUUUUCUUUUUUUUUUUCAAACUAAGAAAAUAAUGUCCUUAAUCCAGUGUGCAUAAGUUGCAUAAAUUUGAUUUCCAGUCAGUCAGAAUCAAACAUCUAGCCAAAAGGGUAACAAAAGCUAUAGUAUGUAUUUUAUAUGUAGGGAGGAAGUGCAGUGAGGGAGAGACUCCAAUAAUUGCAGUAAAACUAUUAGGUUCACUUUCCUUACCAAUAAAGUCUAAGAUAAAAAUCUAUCACAAACUGGAGAUAUACCAUCGUGUAUUUUUGAUAAUCUAGUUUUAGUGAAAUAGGCACAAUGCAAAAGUUUGCACUUAAUAAGGGAAUGCCUUGUACAGAUAGAAGAAUUGUAUGUGUUUGUUUUCUUGGCUUUUGUUGUUCCACUGAGUCAGAGUCACUUGAUGAUGUUGAGGAACUAGUGGAGUUAGAUGGAUGGAGAAAUUUGUCCAUUUUUGUUGCUGAACUAUGUUCAUGCAGUGUGUCAGGAUAGUGGAAAAAGACUAAAAUAGCAUGUACAGUCUUUUUUUAAAUGUGGCAUGUUUGAAUGGGAUUUCCAGAAACAUUUCAAAACAGUAGUGCGCAUAUUCUGCCUUCAUAGUUAGUGCGAUAUUUGUAACAUUAAUUUGUAAGAUUGUAAAAUGAGUAAAACAAAGGAGGUGAGUUUCUCUCACGACUUUAUUUGUAAAUCAGAUGAUCUCACGUUGAUUGCAGCCCCUAGUUAGUGGACCCUUGGUUAGUGGGUGUUUUAAACUGAUUAAUAUUUCCUGUUCCUCUUGAUGUCUUAUUUCUGGCAGUAACAUCAGUAGAUAACACGUUAUGACUACAGAGUGUGUUUUUUUUUGUGCCACUUCAGCACAACCUACACACAGUAAUAAAUCUGACAAAUAUUGUUCUUUUACUAUUUGUUCUAUUACAAAAAAUAAAUUAUUGCAUUAUCUGUAAAAGAGGCAAAUAUUUCUUCCAGUAUUUGGUUAAAACGUUAUUAUGCAUGGUAUUAGUUGGACCAGGAGAGCAGGUAAUGAGGGGUGUGAUUGCUGAAUGAUGUCACUGAGGGUGGUCAUGUAAAAGCUCAGGUAAGCCCACCGUGUCUCUCCUCAUACCUGAAACCCUCAGAGAAGACCAGCUAUGGAACAUGCCAAGCCUCAUCCACAGUUCUCCGACAUGUACUCUGAAGUCAUUGUCAGCUCAAGCGCAGGUAAGAAUUAUUUAUUACAGUGUUUGAAUGCAACAUUUUAAAAGUGUGCUUUCAAACUUUCUCCUAAGGCUUAAACUCAAACUCAAAUCCACUUCUGGCCCUGGGUGUACUUCACAUGACUUUGACCCACCUUCGUUUCUCUUAGUAUGUAUGAAUAUAUUCCAUGAUACCAUUGUACACUAAUGGAUAAAUGAAUGUGAUGAAAGAUUUGUCUUUAUAUGAGAGAUCUUACCAUUUUCGGUGUAUAUACAGUUUAUAUUUAUAUGAAUGAUAUGAAUAUAUGAUGCUAUAUGUUUAUAUGAUAUUUAUCCAUUCAACCACUAAUAUUAGUUAGACAAAACUUUUAAACAAAGCAAUCAGAAAGAUAAUUAAACUUAAAUUAGAUUAAGUCCAGUAGUAAGUCCAGUAUCUACCUCCCAUACUGACAUUGUGAGCAGAAACCAUUGCAUCCAAGUCCUGCGAUUUGACAAAUUAGUCACUUUUUUUUUUAGCUUUUGUUCACUUAAUCUUGUCUCAAUCCUUUGGCCUCUGGUAUCUCUCUCUCUCACGAUAUUGAGUUUAAGCAGCAAAGCCUACAGCCUAUUGGGUUCCUGGCCUUUUGUUAGGAAACCUUAAUGCUCUUAAACCCUUUCCCCUUCAGAGAACUGCCAUUUGUGAGAUGUGUUUUUGCAAAUCAAAUUCCUCCAAAGUUGAUCAAUCUUUUUCCACCUUUAACCAGAGAGAAAUGUGUACACAGAUUUUUUUUGUCUUUCAGGAACAUCUGUGUCACAAAGGUUCAACUUUCCAAAUUUUUCUUCUUCACUUUGUUGAAUGCAGAUGUUCAGGGUCCUCCAAAGAAGGAGUCCACGGGGCCUGAAAGCAGUGGGGAUGUGGCAGGUCGAGUUAGACUCCACCCGUCUCCAUCUCGCAGGAGACAUCGAACCACCUUCAGCCAUGAACAGCUGGAGCAGCUGGAGUUAGCUUUCAGACACAACCACUACCCUGACAUCUACUGCCGAGAGGAGCUGGCUCAGCAAACUAAACUCAAUGAGGCCCGCAUCCAGGUUUGGUUCCAGAACCGUCGUGCCAAGCAAAGGAAACAGGAGCGGGCCACUCAGAAAUCCCUGCAAGGAGGUAUGAUGCCAGGACGUGGGGUUCUCCCAAACAGUGCACGUGGUGGUAUGGCAAGACAGUACCAGUGCUCUCACUCCCUACCACACAUACCCAAAUUUUCCUCAGUGCUGCCCUCUGCUGAUUUCUCCCCCCACACAGCAGCCGGCACUCAGCUCACUUGCCCUUCAGCUCCCACUGUAGCCCAGCCUGCCAGGCAGCACGAGGACUGGUACUGCCAGCUGAGGCACAUUGGGGCGACAGCCGCCAGCCUGCCCCAUGCCUCAGUGUUUUCCCUGACCUCUGUCCCAGCGCUGGAGCCAGCCGUCCACUGGAACUAGAGUAGGCUGAAAGAGCGAGAUCUAAAGCCUCCCAUUUUUGUUAUUUUGUUAGUUUUUAGUUUAUUCAAGCCACAUGCCCUG
This is a messenger RNA of Pangasianodon hypophthalmus (striped catfish), 10886 nucleotides long. RefSeq names its product PROP paired-like homeobox 1 (gene prop1). NCBI's taxonomy places the organism in Eukaryota, Metazoa, Chordata, Actinopteri, Siluriformes, Pangasiidae. Gene Ontology annotation, biological process: regulation of transcription by RNA polymerase II. Bases 9990 to 10805 code for a protein of 271 amino acids. Gene Ontology annotation, molecular function: RNA polymerase II transcription regulatory region sequence-specific DNA binding; DNA-binding transcription factor activity, RNA polymerase II-specific. The transcript has 2 exons. The record is from RefSeq and is a predicted model, not a curated record.